AUGCGUGCUUGUACUCUCGGCACUCGACCUGGUAUUGAAAGCGACGAUAGAUUUGGUCGUGAAGCUUUGACGACUGCAGCAGAGCAAUAUCAAAGUCGAGCUACCAAUAUUCUGGCACACGUCAUUGGUGCAUCUGGCUGGGAUAAUCACCACUGGACUGGGAACGGUCGAUUAGCUCCAUUGCUAAGCAUCGUGAGCUAUGUCCCGCUUUCAGACUCAUCACUCCAGACGAUAUCCCUCCUCUGA
Messenger RNA from Penicillium canescens, 246 nucleotides. RefSeq lists its product as uncharacterized. Bases 1 to 246 code for a protein of 81 amino acids. The record is from RefSeq and is a predicted model, not a curated record. The transcript has a single exon. Lineage: Eukaryota; Fungi; Ascomycota; Eurotiomycetes; Eurotiales; Aspergillaceae.